Molecule: messenger RNA, 1585 nt
Organism: Cloeon dipterum
Lineage: Eukaryota; Metazoa; Arthropoda; Insecta; Ephemeroptera; Baetidae
Product: homeobox protein H2.0-like
Exons: 4
Coding region: 11-1180 (389 amino acids)
Biological process (GO): regulation of transcription by RNA polymerase II
Molecular function (GO): DNA-binding transcription factor activity, RNA polymerase II-specific; DNA binding
Source: RefSeq, a predicted model, not a curated record
CGGCGCGAGGAUGCAGCCGCACUUGCUGGUCGAACAUGGCCCUUGCAGCAUGCUCAGCUCGCCCUUUCUGGUCGACAACCUGCUGAGGGAGCAGGCCGCUCUGAAGGAGCGCGCCCUGUCGCUCACCAUACUGCGGGACGAGUGCUCAGACGACUCGGCCUCGCCGCCGGCCCCGCCGCAUACCCCCACAGACGAAAAUGACACUCCUGAGUGCACCUGCGGCGUCGAUGUCGCCGACGCCGUAGCCCAUGACAACCACCACGACGACUCCAAGCCGGUCCUCAAGUUCAGUGUUAGUGCAAUCCUCGGUAGUGAUAAGCCUGGCCCUUGCGCAGCGUGUCUUCAAAGGUCAAGUCCGGCGAGGCGUAAACGGCUGUACACGGAGCAGCACCUGAGCAGUUCCCAGGUGCAGCACCACGUGCACCAGGCCCUGAACGCCGCCCUGUGGCGGACGCACCACCCCUCGGGCGCACCUAUCAACCCAUUCCUGCACAGUGGCACGGGCCCUGCGUCGUUUGGCGGCUUGGGCAUCGCCAAACCCAUCGCCUCGAGGCCGCAGCCGACGCACCACGUCUUCGACUCGCACCUCCAGUCCUUCCUUGCCUCGUGCAGACAUCCUUACUUGACUGUGACAACCCAAAAUGGGGGCCAGCAGCAGACCCCAAACUCAGCCCAGACGGUCCAGCCGAACGGCCCCUCGGUUUUCCCGUUGGCAGGCUCGUUUCCCUGGGCUGGCAGCGCGAGGGGCAAGCCGCGGAGAGGGAUGAUGAGACGUGCUGUGUUUUCAGACUUGCAGAGGAAAGGGCUCGAGCGGCGCUUCCAGCUGCAGAAGUACAUCAGCAAACCGGACAGGAAGAAACUGGCUGAGAAGCUCGGUCUCAAAGAUUCACAGGUAAAAAUUUGGUUCCAAAACCGGCGGAUGAAGUGGCGCAACUCGAAGGAACGGGAGCUUCUGGCCGCUGGAGGUUCGCGGGAACAAACCCUGCCCAACAAAAACAACCCGCAUCCCGACCUGAGCGACGCCGAGGCGGACAGAGCCAGGAUGCGUGACCUGGGCCCAUCGGAUAUGUCACCCGCGGGCUCGCCCCAGGCGGCCGGCGGCCAGCACGAGGCUGACAUGUCGCCGACGCAGCAAGAGUGUUGGGACGAGUCGGACGACGAGGAAAUCAACGUGACGUGAUCUGAGCGUAUACAGCUCGUGAAAUUGAUAUUUUUUGUUAACUAUGUCCGCAUUUACCUUAAAUUGCCGCGCUGUCCGGUUGAUUACGUUAGUAGGCAUGUAAAUACACUGUACUUGGAAAUGGCUGGAUUUUUUAAUCUCUUCAACUUACUAUAUAGUAUAAUUAUUAUCAUCAGUGUAUCAAUAAGAUAAAGUAUGCACUAAAUCAGAUCCGAGAACACUUCAUUUUCGCAAUAAUGCCGCACAAUCUUAGGAAAAAAUAAGAGAUCUUGAAAGAAGAUCUAGAAGUCUUUUUGUAAAUAACUCAGUAUAAAUAUGAAUGACACUGUGCUUGGUGUUAACUCGAAUUAAAAUACAAUAUUGUGUAAAGAAGAAAUAAAUUUGUGAUUAUCCAAAAUUAUUGAG